AUGGCUUCCAGGGCUGGUGGAUCCAUAGGCCGAGGUGCAGGCAGGGCUCAGGGCAGCGCACCGGGAUCUCCACCACGACCUAUGCAGGGGCGAGUAGGGGAUGGACCGGGAGGAGCCGGCGCGAUCUUCGUUGGAGGACUGCUUACCGUACCGGCGCCGACCUCUCGUCGCUCUUUCCGUUACGACGGCCCUCGACCCCCUCCUUCGGGGCAGACGCCGACGCAGCCGGAGAGCGGCAGUGAGGAGGAGGAUGAGGAGGAGGAUGGUGAGGGCGAGAAGGAGGAGGACACUGAGGGGAGCGAGGAUGACAGCGAGGCGGCGUGGGACCCAGAGACGCAUGGCGGUGGGGAGGGGGGAGAUGAUGAUGAAGACCACGAGAUGGAAGGUUUGGAGCCAGAGGGGUGGGAGGAAGAGGUGGGAGAGGGUGGUGGAAGGGCGGCGACAGAGGCGGGAUCACAGCAUGUGCGUGAAGGGGGAGGGAGCGUGGGGGUUAAGGUGGGGGGGAGAAAGGCCGUGACCAUUAGGGAGCCGAGGCAGAGGAAGAAGGCCAACAAGUUGAGGGAGCGGGCAUAUCCCUGCACGUUCACUGGGGAGCCCUUGGGCGAGGGUGUGAUCACUCCCGAAUUCCUAGACGAGGACGGAGGGUCCGAGAGUAGUAAGGGGAAUGGCAAGGGUAAUAGGAAGCCGGGGUGGCAAGUAAUGAUGUUCGGACCGUUAGGGGCAGACGAUAAGCGUCAGUGCAAGAUUUGCACAUACAGGAUUUCGUGGAAGCAAUCCACAACAACCCCCGGCGAGCGGCACUUUGCGAGCUUCCACACUGCGCACAUGCAUGUGUGGCAUCACCGUUACCACACCCCGUCCGUUCACUCACCAGGGAAGACGUGUCCACGUGGGGGCUACAAGGGAGUGCCGGAUGGCUACGUCUAUCAGUGGCCACAUGCCAAGACUUGGCCGCAGCUCGCCAAGGGGAAAGGGAUGGCGACUGGUGGAGGUCAUGGUUCAGGCGGGAUGGAGCGGUGGAUGACAACCAAACUGACCUCGGUGCAGCUACGGCAGGCGAUCACGAAGCUGGUGGUCACCUGCGACCUCCGCUUCCGCAUCGUCGAGGCCGAGGGUUUUCGUGAGCUACUCAUCCUGCUAAACCGCAACUGCGCGCAGAAGAACUUCAUCCCCUCGCGCUGGACGGUUUCCCGCGAUACAGUGGUCUAUGCGGCUGCCGCUCUUCAGUCAGCCAUUGCGGAGAUGCUCGCGAAGGAGGGGGAGCUGGGGUGCAAGGUGUCGUUCACCAUCGACAUGUGGACGUCGCCCAACAACAGGGCGUAG
This is a messenger RNA of Closterium sp. NIES-65, 1323 nucleotides long. NCBI's taxonomy places the organism in Eukaryota, Viridiplantae, Streptophyta, Zygnematophyceae, Desmidiales, Closteriaceae. The record is from the annotation of a GenBank genome assembly.